AUGCAUGUACUGUACAGGAGCUCUUGGAAGCGCGCGAGGUGUUCCUGCGUCGUGUGGUCAAGCGUUUCGACGUCGACGACCUUUGGAUCAUCGUCGACAUCCCAGCCGCUCAGCACGCGCGCUACCUUCCGGUCCUCUUGCGGCGUGUUGAACACGUACGCAAAGGCCUUGUUAACCUUGCUCAUUUCCCAGGCACCCCUGUCGAAGAUCCACUGCGCCGCCAGCUUCUUGUCCGCGUUCGCGUGCCGCGCACCUCCCCUUCGGAAUGAGUGCGGCGUCAAGUCGCCGAUAGCACCUGACGGGUCGGCGACGCGGUUCAAAAAGCGGUUGACAGGUCCACAAGAGGCGCUCCUCGCAUCCAGCUCUUGGACCUUGUGCGACACGAGCUCGGGGAGCUGGCUCAGGAGAGAGCCGCACGGCGCGUCUUGCGUAGCCAGAGCGACAGCCAACGCGCGGAGGGGACAGGUAAGGAAGUCGGCUUUGUCGGGGACGAGCGUGAGACCUUGCUCCUCAGCGGUCUUUACGCGAAGCAGGCGCAGGUAG
Molecule: messenger RNA, 543 nt
Organism: Phytophthora sojae
Lineage: Eukaryota; Oomycota; Peronosporomycetes; Peronosporales; Peronosporaceae
Exons: 2
Coding region: 1-543 (180 amino acids)
Source: RefSeq, a predicted model, not a curated record